Ambispora gerdemannii is the source of this 231-nucleotide messenger RNA. The record is from the annotation of a GenBank genome assembly. NCBI's taxonomy places the organism in Eukaryota, Fungi, Glomeromycota, Glomeromycetes, Archaeosporales, Ambisporaceae.
AUGUUCAAAAGCUUAGAAACCGUGGCAGUAGAAUUUGCGGCACAACGAAAUGAUUUACUGCUUUUCGACUUUAGUCAGGAAUUAAUACCUUAUGGUCUUAAAGCACGGGAAAGCAUGAUCCGACAAGAAUUUAAACCUUCUUUUACACCAUUGAUUGAAAACUUCGAAACUACUACCAAGUGUCUUGGAUGUCACUCCUUUCCAAGAUUCUGCCCAUGGGGACUCUGUUGA